AUGGCAGCAAACUCGAGAACGAGGAGUAUGAGCAGAAAGUUUUUUCUACUUCGUUGGAUUGAUAACCUGAGGGUUCCAACACCACGAAAUGAAAGCGCCCUAGAAAGAUCGGGUCGCGUCAAAGACGUAAUUUUUGCUAACAACUCGACUAAUGCCAGGAUAAAGGAACUGCUCCUUCACGCGUUCAGUGAUCAUUUGGAUGCCGACGAUCUGCCAAGGUAAGCUUACACUAUGAAAUAGUAACUCUUAAAAGAGGGUUUUCGAUGAAUCCUGAUGUAUUUGUAAUCAUGUAAAUUUCAGUUUGUAUUUCUACAAACCGGUGGGGACCACGACGCGGCUUCAGGAAGUGUGCUCUGGAGCAACAGUUUGUGGCCCGACGCUGAAAACACGUUUCAAAACGGCUACCAGAAUAUACAUGAGGAAAAGCAUAGGUAAAAUCGCCAUAAUAUUUCUAAUAACUGAUUUUUCUAUUUCGCGAACUAGGAUGCAUGAUACCUAUUCGUGGAUUUGCCCUUUGCUUGUCUCUUUGCUUUACCCGGCUUCAAGUGUUUGAACUUUUGAAACAAAGCGAGGGCUGUUGAACUUAGAUAUUGGUAGCCUGCACAGCCGUUUCUCCUCGCUCCUCGCCGCUGGUGACGUUUCGAGCUCCUUAGCGGCGAAGAGCGAGGAAAAACGGUUGUUGUUCGCUAAGAUAUCGUUAAUUCAAACAGUAUGCACUUUUAUCUUUAAAAUCAUAGUUAAUCGCGUUAUUCCUGGAUUAUUUCGACUUCUCAUUUGUGUAAAGGAAAUAUCACUAGGCCUCACGUCUCGUGACUUACAAGAACGAUUCUCGCGCUUAAUUGAUCCCAACGCGGACAAAAAGUUGAAACUCUUGGUUGAUUUUAUUUGCCUCCCCCUUAAGUUUAAAUUUUAUGAACCUUUUCCAAACUACGCUUUAGUUAACAACAAUGCACGGGGGCGGGGGCUGCAUUGUGCAUUCCCAAAAAUUCUAACUUUUUUGACCGCGGAAACCGGCCUUUCACAUGCUUUGAACCGCGGCAAUUAGUGAUUAUACUUUCACAAUUUCGUCAAGUCCGCAACAAUCGUUUAGGUUUAGGGAAGUUUUAGAUCCGAAAAGAUACCCUUUGCAGCUCUCGUGAAAAAAAAUUGUAUCUUUGAAGCAAGAACUGCAAUAGAUAUUCUCUUUUUUUCUUAGUCCGUCGAGCGAAACACACGAGACAUGCAAUUGACCACGUACGUUCCCGCGCGCGGUCUAGUCUAGUCUAGUCUGUCAUUUUCUUAUCCUUGACAUUAGUAUCCUUGCAUUUAGGUGGAGAUGCAAGUGCAUCCGGACAAUCAGGUAUUAAGAAAAAAAAAAAACCCAAUUAAAGAACUGGGAUUAUGUUUGUAAGAUAUUACUUUGUAGAAGAUUUGAGGAACGUAAAUGAUCGCCUAAGCGCCGCUGCGCUUAUUUCAUUUUCCCUGUUAUAAGUACGGCGCUUAUACAAGGGCGGAGCUUAUUCGAGAUUGGAACUUAUUCCAACUACGGGAAAAGCACUGAGGGAAAUAAAUUGAGAAUAAAUUGAAAAUAUGUACUCCUCGAACUGUUAUCAAGCGAGAAAGAUCAUCCUCUCUUGCUGUUAUAUAAAACCGGUUUCACGAGUAGGACGAAGGCUAUAUUUCUCAAGCGAUAUGGUUUCGAUCUUUUUAUAUCAAACGCCGUGACAAAAAAAGUGGGGCGUUAGUUUGUAAAUAGCCAAAUUAGCGCCGCGGCGCUUAUUCGAGUAGCGACGUUAAAUCGAUCAUUUAGGGUACUUGAGAGUUAACUACCUGUUUACCGGUUGUAAUACUGUAUUUUCAAAAGAUACAGAAAAAACAUUGUUUACAACAAAAAAACAAUGAGGUUUUCGUUCAAAAAGUCUGUCUCAUCAAGACGAACUGUUGGAGAUAUCGAGCCUCUUUGUGGCGAGCUUUGAGAUUCCAGAAACCCUAGGGUCGAGUUUAGUUUCGGCACUUUCGGGAUCCGCGCAGCAUAGCCUGUUCCAGGCAAGACGAAUGAUCCGGAACAGGACUUCGACGUACCAAAAACAACUACACAUGGAUGUUAUUUUGUUGUAAAGAACAUGGGUAAAGGUAAAGUUAAUCUUUGUCAAUCUCCUAAAGUAACUCAUCCUUUUCUAAAAUCUAUUUUCAGGUAGAGAUGAAGGGGAUACUGUCGAUCGGGCUGACAAUGAAGGUAAGCCUAACUAAUAAUAAGCUUUUAUGAAGUUAAGCUUAAUUGAAAUAAGCUAUUACGUCUCAAGUUAUUCUUUUAGCGUUCGAUAUCACUUUCUUUUGGUCCAUGAGUUAUGAGUCAAUGAGUCAGACAUCAACAGUAGUCUAGUAAUGAUGUGCCGACCAUGGGCCAGUGGUGGAUCCGAGGUUACUGCACGACGGAGUACUUAGUAUUUACAGCUGAUAAUUACUGUUAUAAUUAUAUAAACACUGAGCAUAUGUCGUCAUUUUUUCAAUUACAUUGUUGUGCCAUGGUAAAGUAACGCAUAAUUUUAACUCAUUAUUAAAAAAUAAUAUUAUUGCCAAAACAAAUUUUAGAUCAAGACGUCUCGACUGCUCCAGGGGAUGCAGAUGAUGCACCAGCAGAGCCAGGGCCUUCUGGAGAGAGUGAGUGCAAUGAAUAGAGCUUUGCUUUUUACUUAAAAAACUUCAUAACAGUCGUCCCUCACAAUCCCCCCUAUCCUUUGUUGUCAGAUGAUCCAGGUGCUCCAGAUUGGACCGUUCCCCCCUGUCUCCAGAUUAGAAUUUAAACCAAUCAGAUCAAAUGAUUGUUAUACAAUGCCAAUAACAUCUUUUUCAAGAUGUCAUUCACAAAAUUAAUGCUAAUGAGACUCAAUGGUUAUUUUUUGGCACAAAUGAUGUCAUUGGUAGACGCGUCCCCUCUAUCAUAUCCCAUCCAUAAUUCUCAAUAUUUGAAGACAAAUGACAGAGUCGACAGCCCUGCCAUAUCCCCUCACCUUGUGUGAUGAAUUCAUGCAGCCCCUGUUCAAGCAAAUAAAUACUUGUUCUGACAUACUGACUGUAUAAUUCAACUGUAUGAAAAGGCACUUGAGUACAUCCUCUGGAUUUUGCCCAUCUCUGGUGAGGCUAUGAAUGAAAUGACUUUUUAAGUAGGGGGUGUAGGUAGACCUAUGUGUAGGUAUGACAGGCUUGUAACCAUGCAGUUGAACUUCACUGUGGUGAUGUUCUGGUUAGAAAUUAAGAUCAAAGUAUUGAUCAUGUACUGUUAUUCAGAUAACGAAAGAGUGGAUUAUGAAGCUUUGGCAAUCCCAGGGACAUCUGGCGAGAGUAAGUGCAUCCCUUGUAAAAAUUUAUUAGCGAUCGCUGUCAAAAUCGCGUAGCGUUUUUGGCCGGAUUUCGCGGCGCGAUCGCUGCGUUAUUCGCGGAGCGAUGGGAGCGAUCGCGGCGCGAUCGCUGUCAUCAAUCGCUUAGCGUUUUUGGCCGGAUUUCGCGGCGCGAUGAGAGCGAUCGCUCAGCGAUCGCUGUCGUCGAUCGCUUAGCGUUUUUGGCCGGAUUUCGCGGCGCGAUGAGAGCGAUCGCUGAGCGAUCGCUGUCGUCAAUCGCUUAGCGUUUUUGGCCGGAUUUCGCGGCGCGAUGAGAGCGAUCGCUGAGCGAUCGCUGUCAUCAAUCGCUUAGCGUUUUUGGCCGGAUUUCGCGGCGCGAUGAGAGCGAUCGCGCCGCGAUCGCUGUCAUUAAUCGCUUAGCGUUUUUGGCCGAAUUUCGCGGCGAGAUGGCAGUGAUCGCUCAGCGAUCGCUGUUCUCGAUCGCUUAGCGUUUUUGACCGAAGUUCGCGGCGCGAUUGGAGCAAUCGCGCCGCGAUCGCUGUCAUUGAUCGCAGAUGGUUUUCGGCCGAAUUUCUCGUUGCGAUCACGGUCCGAACGAAAAAGACAUAAAUGAGUAUUUCUUAUCUCAGAAGAAGAGCAGUGAGCUGAAAUUUGUCCUGAAAGUUGCAGUAACAUUUUACUAACUUGUGACAAACGGAGAGCUUCUGAGCUUUGCCGAAAAUCGUGCAUCAUAGAAAAUGACCGCUCCGUUUGAAAGCUCCUGGUCCGGCCAGUGGUUCCGGCCACUUUGGCUACUUUAAUUGGAAGCCGACAUCAAAAGUGCGUAAAAAGAAACCUUCCAAGCACCAUCUGAUCUAAAUUCCUGUAUAAUUUUUAUAGGCUGCUCACUUAAAAUUCGAAACCAAACUGAGAUUUCUGUGUAAAGAGCUAACGUUUGGUCUCUCGAAGAAACUAAACCGUGAAAAGGUCAAUUCGCCACCAUUUUAAAUGAAUUCAAUCAAAGUUUAGAGGGAAAAAAUAUUUGUCGUCGCUUGUUUACGUCCUCAAGAAACACCUCCCAUCACCAAAAUGUUGUCCAAGUCAUGCCGCGACCGAAAAGCGUGCGUCAUAAUGCACGUGCAGGACGUGCAGAGUAAUGUUUUCCUUGUUAGGCCCAUUGCUUGCCAAGUUUUUUGACUUUGCUAAAUGCUACAGCUCCCAAAUGAAAUAUAAGUUUCAUUUUAUGGCCUUCUAUAUCACUGCUUAAUAAAUAAAGUGCAGUGUUACUUGGAAAUUUUCAAACAGGCUUUCCCCUUUUCAAUCACUAUUUGGCUAGUUUGGCCGGACCAAGGACAUAGUACGCAAAAUUUAUUUUGGAAUAUUAUCUAAACUUUGGUUUUAAAAUUCAACCAGUCGACCGAAUUUUUUUUUGCAAAUCGAAAGAACAUUUCUUGUACGCCGUGUACACCAAAAAUUAGCUUUCUUAACACUUAAUUGCAUACCUGAACUAAAAAUGCAUACAAGUAAUUUAAGGCGCCAUAAAAAAGCAAAAAUAACAGAACAAAAUUCACCUACGACAAUCGAGCUUCAGAAGGCAAACAGAUCAAUAAAAAAUCGGAAAGUUUCGUUUGUAGUUUAACCUUAUUUUCUUCCCGAAAAUUACGUACAUCACAAAUUAAAACGGGCCGGAACUUAUCCGAACUUGUCUAGGAAAGAUCGAAGCUACUCAGUCUGCAAGCAGGGUAGUAUAAAUCAUGUCAAGAUAAAGCUAAAUUUUCAACUUAAACGGAUCUAUAUAGGGAAUGAAUUUUCAAAAGAAAGGUCGUAUGUGAGAGUUCAGUGAAUCGUGUUUUUUAUUUUUAGCUAAGUGUGAGCAGAGUAAAACGUUUUAUAUCCUGAAGUAUUGAGAUAAUGAAACCGCCUAUAUGCAUUGAUUUCUUUUCUUUUGAUCCACUUGUCCAUGUCUUCAGAUAGGUUCAUCCUAUUAGGGAUAAAAAUAUUUUUUCUUUUUUUCUCACGCUAAUGAUAUGUUUCAUGUUCAUUUACCGUGCUUAAAUAUUCUCACUGAAAUUCUCCCUACUUCUUUAUUAAGCCAAUUUAAUGUGACGUCCCACAUGUUUUGUCUUCAGCCUAAACGUUAACUUUGAAAUUUACAUAAUGUACAAACUGAGUACUCACAACUGUUGUCUUUGCCAGAUUAAUUGUUGCUGCAGAAUAUUCAAGAGGCCAUCAUGGCUCUUGGUAUAUUGCCAUGUUUAUGCCCCACAGUACGUCCAGAGCGGUUUUCCUGUUGAGAAAUUAAAACCAGUUAACCAAGAGAGUUAUUCCCGAAAUCAGAGUAUUGAAAUAUUCAAAUUAAGACAAAUCACUGAGUUGUCCAGCUCAAGUAGCUUAAGACUUACACCCCUCGAAGGAUAUAAAAAAAUGAGCUUAAAAAACGAAGGCUCCAAAAUCAGAAGUUUUGCUUUCUCGAACUAUUAAAAGGUAGCUCGAAUUUUUUUUAGCUUUUGUUUGUUUGAGAAGCCUAAUAAAAAGGCUAACCUUAAUUGUGUUAUAAACUAUGAAAAGUGCCGGAAAGGAUAAAAUCGACAACACCGAAUGAAUAUCAAGCUUAACCUUAAUUAGGUUUAAAAUUAAACUUAGUGAUAAUAAGAAGUGAGUAGACUUACCUUUUUAAGUAUGUUUCUUUGUUUGAACUUUCAACAUGUCAAAAGAAUCAUGAAGAAAAAUUUUCCAAUGUUUAAACAGCAAUAAACGGCCAUUGCCAAUUGCAUGACAAGUGAAAUUGAGAGCAAUUUUCUUUUUCAAGGUACGCGUCAGCCUUGAAUCUUGGCCACCCGCGUCGCAGUGGCGGGAAAUCGGAUCUUGGAAUCCAGUCCCCAAGGGCGCGAUCCAUUCAACCAAAAUUUCCGGAAUAUUUCGGUCCAAAACUUAAUAUUGGAUCGGUUCGGUCCAACCGGAAAAGUUUCGAAAAAAUUGGUCCACCUUUUUAGGUGGACCAAUUUUCCCGGUCGGACCGGUUGGAAUUUUGGUUGAAUGGAUCGCACCCCAAUACUCUGCAUUAAACCGUCACGUACAUGCAGGAUUCAUUUCUGUUAUUAAGGACCAUUAAGUAAAAAUCAUGUUGAUUACAUCCUUAUAUACAGCAGCUUAAGGCCUGGAGCGUAACAGAAAUUCAUCCUUGGGCUUAAAAUGACUCAGUUAGAGGUGAGCGAGAAAAGGUUUCCUAGCUUUUUGCUAAUGUAACUCUGGUCAAAAACACAAGGAAAACCGUGCCUUCUCUAGAAACCGAUAAAGUUAUAACAAACUGAAAAUAACUGUUAUUAUAAGCUUAUAGUUUUUCCGAAUGUUCGACCUCCCGAUAUUGAUACAUUUCUGUAGUCUUUUAGUUACUUAACUUUCCAGUGUUUUAUUAUAAUAUUAUUACUAUUUUGCCUGCCCUAAUAAUUUUCACAAUCGCAAGUUUUGAAGAACAACAUAAUGGAAUAUAAAAAUAAAAUAAUAUGCCCGGCAGCCGGGAAGGGUCUAAGCUGCACGGCAGUCAGAAUGUUUUUUUGAUUUUCUUCAAAAUCUUUUUUUCUAAAUAAUUAUAAUCGUUUGAAAGUAUUAUAUCUUCGUUUAGAAUUACCAAGGGAUUAGGAAAACAGGAAUGGCUUAGCAGUAGAGCGUUUGUGGUUUCUUGGGCAUAGAGCCUGAGAGUCGACGCCGUUUCGACACUUAGAAACAUUCGAGACUCACGAGUACGUUUUCGCACAGGCUAAAUAUCCGGCAGUUUGAAAGCCAUCUGGAAAGUUAGAAAGCCUGUUAGUAAGCCAAAGGAUGCAUACUAGCCUCGAUUAGUUUUCCAAAGCAAUAACGAAAAUAUUAAGUGCUUUCAUGAUGAAACCUUAGAGUCAAUGCACUGUGUGAAUCAACUAACGUGUGGAAAAAAAGGGUGCAAAGGCAACCGCAGUGCGAAUUACGGCCCAUAACAAACGGGAAAGGCGGUCCCUGAUAACACCAAAUUAAAUAUAGCCAGUUAUAAAAAAAAACAACUAACGAGUCACGAACGAUAAGGAAUAACAAGACGAGCUAGUAACCAGACUAAAAGGGGCGUAAAAGACGUGAGAGCUCAAACAGAAUAAUAACCAUACGACUAACUUAUAACAGAAAUCGCGACGAUAACUGUGAUCCUCGGUUAUCUCCUUCGCGAUGUAAAUGGCACUGAGAUUGCGGACGCGAACUUAAUUAGAAUUGAUCGUGAUCACCACGUGGCGAUCGCGAUUACUGCACCACGAUCGAGAGCAAUAUGGCACUCGACGAUCGCCGAUUACAACUUAACUAAAUCGCACCGCGAUCGCAAUCACCACUUCGCAGUAAGUACAAUGCCCCUGCGAUCGCGAUUACCAAACCGGGAUCGUAGUCCUGACAUAUAAAUCACGCAUUUGACUUUACUAAAUCAAGCCGCGAUAAGUACAAUGUCGCUGCCAUCGCGGAUACUAUUUUUCAAAAUUGCACGACCCCAUCAGCUGCUUAGCGUUUAAUAUCAUGGAGCUAAAAUAAAAACUGUCUGUCUUCGCGAUCGCAAUCAUCUUCCUGCGAUCACGAUCAUUCCGCUGAGAUCGCUAUAACUUCGCCACGAUCGCUCUAUCUUCACCAUCCUGACCCUGAGAUCGCGGAUAAUAUUUUUCUGAAUCGCGCCGCGAUCGUAAUCUUCUUCCUGCGAUCACGAUCAUCGGGCUGAGAUCGUUAUAACUCCGCCGCGAUCGCAAUUUCAUCGCCAGCAUCGCAAUCCUAACCUUGGGAUCGCAGAUACGACUUUUCAAAAUUGCGCCGCGAUCGCGAUCAUCUUCCCGCGAUCACGAUCAUCACGUUGAGAUCGCUAUAACUUCGCCGCGAUCGCUCUAUCUUCCCCGCGAUCGCGUUCACCACGCCGCGAUAAGUACAAUACCGCUGCGAUCGCGAUUUCAUCGCCAGGAUCGCAAUCCUGACUCUGAGAUCGCGGAUAAUAUUUUUCUGAAUCACGCCGCGAUCGUAAUCUUCUUCCUGCGAUCACGAUCAUCGUUCUGAGAUCGUUAUAACUUCGCCGCGAUCGCGAUUUCAUCGCCAGCAUCGCAAUCGUGACCUUGGGAUCGCAGAUACGAUUUUUCAAAAUUGCGCCGCGAUCGCGAUCAUCUUCCCGCAAUCACGAUCAUCGCGUUGAGAUCUCUAUAACUUCGCCGCGAUCGCGAUCACUACGCCGCGAUCGCGAUCAUCGCGUCGCUAUUGCAAGCGCGAUUUACUUCGCGAUCGCUGAUAUCGCGCCGCGAUCAAAAUCAUCGCGCCGCGAUCGCGAUCACCGCGUCGCGAUCGCGAUCAUGGCAUCGCGAUCGCGAUCACCGCGCCGCGAUCGCUAUAACCUCGCCGCGAUCGCGAUCACCGCGUCGCUAUCGCGGGCGCGAUUAAUCUAAAUCGCGCCGCGAUAUGCACAAUCGCGCCGCGAUCGCUGCCAUCGCUCCGCGAUCGCGGUCAUCGCGGCGCGAUCGCGGCGCGAUCGCUAAUAAAUUUUUACAAGGGAUGUAUUAAUUAUUACUACAAUACAAUACAAUACAAUACAAUGUUCUUUAUUUUGAGAGGGUAGAUAUACAUGAUUAACCCAGUUAAGAGUUUUCUAACACAUGGCCCUCUAUUACUGUCAGACAGCUGUCAAUUACAUUGAAGUUCAAUAUACAGAGCAAUGCAGCCUCAAAUAAACAAUAGAGCUCUCUUGUAAAAACUCCAUAAAGAAUGGUACCCUCUAUAUAGCGACACAAGCAUAUUAAAAAUAUUAAGCUUAUGUCAUAAAUUGCUUAUAAGUGAAGACAACCACACAAGUUAAGGCUUUUCUCCUAUGCUUCAGGCUGAUGUUCCGGUUAUUUGAACAUUCAUUUUGAUAAGCAUAAGUUUCGAUCAAAACUUUUAGCUCACAAAAUUAAAGGAGCAAACUUUUGGGACACUCUGUAUUGUACGUCCUCUUUGGAUAAAUAUUUAGAUGAGAUAAAUUCGAAUGGAUACAAAAGCGGGCUUUUGGUAUACAUAUAUGCCAUGCUUAUUAAAAUUUCGGGUGCAUACUAGAAGAGAGGCUGUUGGUUCCCCUAUACUGUACCACAGUAUAAAGUUCCACAGUGGCUGCCCAUCAUAGUGUGCAUGUACAUAUGUCAUUGUAAUACAUCCUGUCAUCUUAUUGGUUACCCUUAUAGGUACUUCAAGAAAUACAGGGAUUGUUCACACAGGUGCGCAGUAAAUGUAAUUCAUAGGGCAUUGUUUGUUAAAAGAUAAAACCAUGAAAUCAAUGUGAUGAAUAUUGCUGAUGGGGUUGUUAAGGCAUGCAGCUAACAAAUGUCCAAAGUUUACACCUGAUACCUUUCAUGUGCCAACUGUAAAAAAAUUAUUCAAUGAAAAACACAAAGUAAUUAAUAUUAGGUACCUUUUUUUAAUUGCCCAUUUUAGUUGACAGCAGUGAUGAGGAUAGUGCACCGCCACCACGUGUAUAUCACUCAACACCUGAAAGAUCCAACCAGUGUCUGCCAGGUACAGAGAAACCCCACUAUAUCAAACCCCACCAUAAUAAAGACACUGUCAUGCAUAGUGAAAAACAGCCGAAAAACCAAAUUUCAGUAACGUAUGUACAAACAAACCCAGCCAUAAAUAAACCCAACUAUCUUAAAUAAAUAGAUUCUGACAGAAUUUUUGACAAUAACUUAAGGGUAUAAGUUAUUGAAGUUCAAUAAGCCUAUGGAAUGUUCCUUAUUUCAAUACAGUUAAAUCAAUCUUUUGAAUACUUGAUACAGUCUGAGGGUGUUUUUAAACUUGAUCUAAGCUCAUUGUCUGACAGUUACCAAGUACUGAUCACUGAAACUUUAUUAACUUUAUAUGUAGUUGAAAACAGUUUGCAUUGAUUAUUUUAAAUAUAACUAAUACUUUUGAACUGCAUGAGUAACCACUGUACAUUCAUUAAAUUUGUCUGUUUUCUGUUGAUAUAAAGAUCCCAACACAAUGGCUGGUUGGAUCACAUGUACUGUAUAUGGUAGGUAGUCUCACAUGAGGUAGUUAGUCAAAUUAUGCUAAUUUCGAUUAUAAUUAUGAUUUAAUUUGCCCAGUUUCAGUGAUUUGAUUGUACUAUUAAAAAAACAUGUAUAUACGUAUACUACUGUGGGAACUGUCUAAUAUUUUUAGGACAAAACAAAACUUGCCUUUUUCUUGUCAAUUUCGUUCUUUAGCGGGGAAAAUAUUGCCACAAUCAGCUGAGUCAUUCAAGCGCUCAGUGUAAAAGACUAUUGUUUGCCCAUGCAAAUGAGUACUGACAACAAUACUCCCAUUUUUUCCUAACCUUAAAAACAAUUGUCAGCAAACAGUCAACAGUCUGCAUUUUACACUGCCCUAUUAUUCAAGAGACCAUUUAGCCAAAAGCCGCUUGCAGUUUAUUAACCAAAAAGGAAACAAAGCAAGUUUUUUUUUCCACUUGUGAUUUCUAUGCAUUUAUUGAAAGGACUCUUUGAGGUUGACGACGUUGAAUAAUUAUGAUCCUUUUGGAAUAUAUCAAAACACCAAUCUUUAUUAUAAAGUAAGAAACUUUUGGAAUGUUUGUUUGUACAUAGCUCAAUACACGUAAAACAUUCCCUGAAAGGAAUUUGACUUAAAUCUGUUUGGUAUUGCUCAGAUGGCAUUGUAAAGACAGCCAUACUAGGCUAUCCCUGCAGUGAGCAAGCAUCUUGGGAGAGAGAUGCUGUACAAGGUAAAUUAAGCCUUUGAUACAUUUUGUACAUUUGAUACUUUGGGUUAUAAAGCACUGUGGAGGCUUCUUUUGGCCAACUGUUAUAAUUUUCGGCUCCUUAUGUCAUUAAGUAGAGGUAAUUGAAAUGGCUCAAUCACAUGAAGACCCCCUUGAUGGCAAUUGAAUAGUUUUUCCACACUUAAACUAUUAUAAAUCCAAUUCAAUAAUGAUCUCAGAGUCCUGAGCCUUUGAUUGUACCUCCCUUCUUCCUUAAGCCCUUCAUGACAUACAUGUACAGAAAGGCAUAAAAUUGUGUUUUCUUACCUCAAUAAUAGUCUUAUUGCUCAAGUUAUAAAGAUUAUUAUUAAAAAAAGUCUUUAGAAAAUCUGUGUUACUGCAAUAAGUACUAAGUGGUUUUUUGUUUAUUCAUAAGUUGGAGAGAUAAAUGAGGAGGCAAAUAGUCUCUACGGAGCAGAACUUGGUACGUACGUUUCACUUCAACUGUAUAGUAUUAUUACUUUUUGCUAAUUCUGUUUAAACCUUUGACCUUCAAACCGAUUAUUGGUUUUCCGCAAUGGUUCUCUCACAACCCAGCCCAUUUUGUGUAGUUAUUUUAGCCUGGAUCACCAUUCCUGAGAAAUGAACUGUACGCUUUACCCAUGCACCUUCGACUCGCCAUUAUUAUUACUGACUGACCUUGCCAUUAGGGAUAAUUUAAUUACAGAUAUUUUCUGAGUCAUUAAAUUUUUCAUUUUGUUAUUAAAAGCAAAAUGAAAUACCAUAUCAUUAAUACAUGCACAAUUACGUGCAGCUUCUAUUUAUAAAUCAGCCGGUAUAUAAUAAAACGAACGCAUACAGUCUUGCACAAUCAUAUACAUUUUUGAUGAUAUGCAUAUUAUUAUCAAAAACAUACACAAGGAUUAUUAAAUUAUUAUUGUCCAUAUUAUUGGUUCAGUGGCAGUUGCACCUUACAUCACUACAAUAUACGUGAAGAAUUCUCUACAUAAACUCCCAUGUGCUCCUAAGUCAAUUGAUUGCACUCACAGCCAUGCUAUACAACUGAUCAUGUUAACAAUAACUUUGUAUUAAUAGUAACACUACUUUUCCAAUUAUAAUUAUUACCCAAUCAUGUAAGCUUGUGCUAUUUGAAAUUAUACACAGAUGCAUGCUCAUAUGGUUCCUCAUUUGACUUGAGGUUAAUGGAGGAGCUUCUCCAGUUGAAUGGAGUGACACAAAGACUUUUACCUUUAUGUUUGGCACCUUCACAGGUAUGUGUUAGUUAGUGCAUACACAUGCAAGGAUUUGUUGUUUAAUGGACGUGGUAAUCUGAAUCACCUUUUUGUAAAAAAGUCAUCAUUUCAUACACUGUAUUUCAUAGGUUCGAUUACAGAGUCAUUACGACUCCACACCGGUCUGUAUCCUAAGAUACAGGCCAACCAAAGAGGCAGCGGAAAUUUUAAGGUAGGCAUAGAAUGGGUUAUUGUAAAUGUUAUAUAUUUAUUGUAUUGUGUAAAGGAGAGAGAAGGGUACCAGCUUUGUGUAUAAGUUUUGGCUUCUUCACAGAACAUUAAGAUCCAAUGUGUGUAAACUAAUGAAAUAGACAUUAAGGGGCUUCAAAUAACUUCUAAAUAAGCUGCAAAAGAAGAAAAGGGGGCAAAUUCCAGGUUAUUUUUCUUCUUCUCACAUAAUCAUAUACUAUGAAAACAGAACUUCCUGUUGUUUUUUUGCUCCUAGUAAGUGCAAAAAAAGCAGUUGCUGGAAUUGCAUGCAAUGUGAGAAGGCCCAUACAAUGUACCUGAAUGACAAGAGAUAAUAUAUUUUAAAAUUGUUUUCGGUAAUUCACUUUGAGAAUUGUUAUGGUUCAAAGGUGAAACAAGAAAACCCAGUCGAUGAUUGUGACUUCCCUGUCCACUAGUAUAUAGUCUUUGUUUUCCCUGCUCACUUUGUUUAUAUGCCAAGAUUAAUUUGAUUGCCUAGCUAUUUGAGGCUGAUGAGUUAUGUUAUUUGAACUUGUGAACGUAACUGCGUGACUUGGUAGAUUCGACAAGAACUAAUAUUAACUUCUUUAUACAUCUUUUAUUGACAGAGAACUGAUGUCAGAAUGCAGUGACGUUUAA
This is a messenger RNA of Porites lobata, 13124 nucleotides long. NCBI's taxonomy places the organism in Eukaryota, Metazoa, Cnidaria, Anthozoa, Scleractinia, Poritidae. The record is from the annotation of a GenBank genome assembly.